AUGUUCAAGAAGAAUGUUGAUGCAAAAGCUCUACAACGUUUGUCAGGCGCUGACAAAAAGAAGCUGAGAAGAACCGCCAAGCAAAGGUUUCCGCAAGCAUCUGAUGAUGAUCUGGAUGCCAUUCUUCCUCCAAAGGUUGAGAUAACAGUCGCUAAGUACCCAAGCCGGACUCUUGUUUAUGGCAUAGAGGGCGAACUGCCAAUGCUAUUCGACAUUGAUGGAAGAGGCCAUGAGCUGUUUCCAACAGUUUAUGCACUCUGGAAGGUUCCUUAUCUGUUGCCAGCUUUUACACUUAAGGGUGGUGAAGUUUCACACUUCAUUCUUGGUGGCGCCGAUCUUAUGUUUCCUGGUAUCAGCGUACCUCCAGAAGGAUUACCUUCUUUCCAAGCUGGCCAGCCAUGGGCUUCUGCUGAUGGUCGUUAUGUUCCAAAUGAAGGAUUUUAUGAUGACAUGGUUAUUGAAGAUCCUAAUUUUGCUUCCGCUUCUCAACAUAUUGACUCUUCCGAAGAUCCUUCAGAAGGAAAGCAAGACAAAGCAGCUGUUGAUGUCUCGGAGUGUCUUACUGAAGAUCAUGCCAUUAACAGUGAAACCAUAGAGAAUGUAACAGCUGGCGUGAGCGAGUUAAAUUUGCCUCAAGAGAAAACCACCGAGGAACAGACCGAGGAGAAGGAACAUCAACAUUUGUCUACUGAAGAAAUUGACUCUCUCUUGGACAUAUGCCUUCUGCAAGCAUUACACACGAACAUAAAAGAUAAAGACCUCCCCAUGCCAGGAAGUAUAUUGUGGUCAAAUCACAUUCUCCCAUGCAGACCUCCAGGUGUUACCCUUGAUAUUAAGAAGUCAUCACAUAAAAAACUAUCCAAGUGGUUGCAGUCAAAAUCGUCUUCUGGCCUUAUCUCAGUGAAAGAGGACAAGCAUAAAAAGGAAGUCAUGUUGAUAAGUAUCAGUCGCAAACAUCCAGACUACACGGCCUUCAAACAUCAUAAGAGGGUACAGGAGCCAGUUGAACAGCAUGAUAACAUUGUUGCCGAUGGCAGCAGUACAAAGCAACUGGAAGUGGAUGAAAUUUAUAAGCCAAGUUCGCAUGUCAACCCCAUAUUUUUGGCUGUUGACGCUGACACAGGGAAGUAUUACAGUGCAUCAGAGGCGUCUGAUGUGGUUUUCAGGUAUGUGGAGAAGGAAAAUUUGGUCAAGCAAACAGAUAAGGCCAAAGUAAUUCUGGAUGCUACAUUAUGUGAUGCUCUGUACAAAGGGGCUGUGAAGAAGGGUUCAGCAUACCCAAGUGAGAUCCACAAGAAGGAUUUAGGGUCAACAUUUAUUAACCGUAUGCAAAUUCAUCAUAGAGUAGCUAGAGGAAAUGAGGUGGCCAUUCGUAAGGGCGCCAUACGCACUGUUCAAAUCAUGACAGAAAGAAGGCAAGGGAACAAGAAGAUGACCCGAGUCUCUGGAUUGGAAUGCUUUUUGCUGGAUGCUGACUCCUUGGCUUCUGAACUACAAAAGAAAUUUGCUUGCAGCACCACCACAGCUGAGCUUCCAGGUAUUAUUGCUUUGUACCCAACCCUUGUCCACCUGUUUCUUGAUAGGGAAAAAGUUUGUGAAGGUAAAAAGGGGCAACAUGAGGUCUUGAUUCAAGGCGGAGUCAUUGAAAACCUGGCAAAGCACCUCGUUGAACAUCACGGUGUUCCGAAGAGAUAUAUUGAGGUGACAGUGCCUCGACCGGCGGCCCCGCCGUGGGCCCUCCACCUCCUAGGAAUCAUCAACGCCGAGGUGCUGGACAAGGGUUUGGUGCCGCCCUUCUCAAGCUUUCUUCGCGCUAUUCUGGAGCAUUUUCAAGUACACACUCCACCUUCACCCCAACGCGGCCCUGGUCCUCCCUAUGUUUGCUCAUUUGGACGAGGCAUUCAUUGGGGUGAAGUCGUCGCUGAUGGGAACUGA
Messenger RNA from Triticum turgidum subsp. durum (durum wheat), 1935 nucleotides. The record is from the annotation of a GenBank genome assembly. NCBI's taxonomy places the organism in Eukaryota, Viridiplantae, Streptophyta, Magnoliopsida, Poales, Poaceae.